AUGACAGACGACUUUAUAAAUCAAAAAGCAUCCCUACACUUUGUCAUUAUUGACGAUAGUGAUAGGGAAUUGGAUUCAGAUGAUGAAAAUAAUCCAAACCAACAACAAGAUGAUAAAUCAUCAUAUCGAUCAUUUGAUGAUAAUUGUUCAAGUUCACACAAUACCGAGGAGAUAUUUGAUUAUAGUGAAGAUGAUGAUCAAGAUUAUUAUCGUGAUUUCAUUGACCUAUCAUCACCAUCAUCCUAUGAAAGUAAUAAUGGAAUGGAAUUGGUAUCAAAAUCACAACUGGAAAAGAAAUCUACCAAAAACAACAACAACAACAAAUUCAAAAGAUCUUCUGCUGCCUAUACCUAUAGAAAUGGUAGUAGUAGUAGUUCAAUGAUUACAAAUGGUACCAAUAUCAAACAAUUAAAUGAAAUUAUAAAUAGUUUUACAAUCAAUGACAAUUAUUUAAAUGAUUUAUAUCAAUCAAGACUAGAUGAAAAGGAAAAAGAAAAGGAAAAUGAAAACGACGAAAAAGGAUUACAAAUCAUUCCAACCAAUAAUAAUAAUAUAAAUAGACCAAUAACAAUAGCAACCUCUACUACUACUACGAUAACAAAAAAUUCACCUACUUCAUAUUCAUCAUCAUCUAAAUACGAGAGCUAA
Messenger RNA from Cavenderia fasciculata, 648 nucleotides. RefSeq lists its product as uncharacterized. NCBI's taxonomy places the organism in Eukaryota, Evosea, Eumycetozoa, Acytosteliales, Cavenderiaceae. The coding region runs from base 1 to 648 and encodes 215 amino acids. The transcript is spliced from 2 exons. The record is from RefSeq and is a predicted model, not a curated record.